Molecule: messenger RNA, 1341 nt
Organism: Didymodactylos carnosus
Lineage: Eukaryota; Metazoa; Rotifera; Eurotatoria; Philodinida; Philodinidae
Source: the annotation of a GenBank genome assembly
UGAGAAACAUCAUCACCAACCGAUAAACAGGUGAUAUAUGACCACAUGGCUCCUAAAGUAUUGACGAACACUAACGGAUGGCGCAGAAAUAAUUGCGCUCUCCGUAUUUUCAAAAUUUCUUCUCUCCUUUACACUUGAUCGGACUGAUCUUUUUGCCAACAGCCAGAAUAUUUCGAGAUUUAGCUGGUGCUGUUUCAUUGUGAAUAAUUACUUUGUGGAUACGAAUGAUCAGCAACACCGGCACUAUCGAUUUGUCGAAGCCCUCCGGUCGUCCACGCACAGCACGGACAAAAGCAAACAUUACAAAGGUGAAACAACGAUUAGGUCGGAAAAACCAGUGUGAUCAAGAAAAUUGACUGUCGACAUGGAAAUUUCAAGAAGAAGCGUCCAGCGAAUAUCUUGGGUGUUUUGUCUACCAGAAGAUCAUUGAUCUCCAGAAAAAGAAAGAGCGAAUUUGCAAAUUGGGUGCACAACAAUUUCACAAAUGACGAAAGAAAAAGCUGACUUUUUCCGAUGAAAAAAUGUUUCGAUUUCGAUGACAUGUACAAUGCCCAGAACCAUCGGGUAUGGGCAGCCAACCGUCGGGAAGCUGACAAGAAGGGUGGCAUCAAAAUGAAAAACAAAUUUCCAACAAAAGUGACGGUUUGGCCAGGUGCAUGUAGCGAAGGCCUAACAAUACAUGAGGAACAUAAGGAAAAGAUACAUACAAGAAAUUCUUCAGGUGGAUCGCAAAUGCAGGAACAAGAAUUUAGGCAGUAGUUGGAGGUAUCAAUAGGAUAGAGCCCCGGCUCACAAAGAUGGUUUGAGUCAACAAUGGCGUGCCGACAAUUUGUCUCCAUCUAUACCAACAGACCGGUGGGCACCGAAUUCGCCGGAUUUGAACCCGUUAGACUAUAGUAUUUGGAAUGAAUUGGUUCAGGCUAUGAACUACGAACAUGUCACGACAAAAGCCACAUUAAUUGAAGAAUUGAAACGUGCGGUGAAAAAAGUAAGAAAGCAAACAUUUUACAUUCUGUACUUGGUUUCACCGUACGAUUACGGUGCAUUCAAAAAAAUGGAGGAGAUUAUAUUCCUUAAAUAAAGUACAUUAUUUUGUAGUAUUUAAAAAUAUUUUAAUAAAAUAAUGAUUUUCCCAUAUUCAGAAAUAUUAUUUUGUAGAGAAUUGAACGGCGGAUUUUUUUGGCAAAAAGAUCAGUCUGACCGAGUAGUGUAAGGGAGAGAAGAAAUUUUGAAAAUACGGAGAGCGCAAUUAUUUCUGCGCCAUCCGUUAGUGUUCGUCAAUACUUUAGGAGCCAUGUGGUCAUAUAUCACCUGUUUAUCGGUUGGUGAUGAUGUUUCUCA